AUGAGCAAGCAAACAUCGCCGAAGGUCCAUCAACUACGCCCGCGCGAAUCCUUCGCGGAGCCAUCGGAGUGCACGACCCCCUUCGGGACGCUUCUUGGGAUUGCGAAUAACACCCCCGCCUUCAGCAACUGCCGCCGCGGAUUGAAGGUUCAGUGGGCUUCCUAUUUUGAUUUUAAUAAUCCGAUGGAUGUAAGCGAGCCUAAAGAUUCCACCACGCAGCGGAAGUUCAUGACGGCAAAUCGCUAUGUUGCGAUGGAUUUUGUGAUGCGUUGGUUCGCACAUAAUCGCGGGUUGAUGCUAAUAAAGGGUCGAAAUAUCAACGACUUCGCGCAGAAUGCGUACUUUUACAACCCCGCGCGGGGUUCACAGGAGUGGGAUGCGGAAUUCAUUGCGAACCAUCGGAAAGGGAAUACGCAAGAUGAACUAGUAUAUCUUCGGCCGCGGGUGGGCGAUAUCGUUAUCUACAAUAAUGCACCCAAGCUUGAACUCAACGACGGGCACCUUGCGGUGAUCGUGGGUGUUGAAAACGAUAUCGAGGGGGCCGGUGGGGCUAAGAACUUCAAAGAGAUGCUCGAUCGUAUGAUUCCACCGAGGAUUAUCUAUUUAGCGGAGCAAAAUUUUGAAAAUAAGCCAUGGGAGGGGAAGAACUACUCGCGAAUUGCAUAUUUUCGAUGGGUGGAGUCGCCAGGAGGGGGAGCGCCGAAGGGGUUCAUUGACGACCCUUCAGGCCUGCAGGUGUUUGGUCGUUUUCGAGUAGGCAAACCCAGAUUAUUGCGUAAAGAGAAAGAUCCCUACGAAGAUUAUAUGAACGAGGAUCUAUAA
This is a messenger RNA of Phytomonas sp. Hart1, 822 nucleotides long. Lineage: Eukaryota; Euglenozoa; Kinetoplastea; Trypanosomatida; Trypanosomatidae. The record is from the annotation of a GenBank genome assembly.